Haliotis rufescens (red abalone) is the source of this 2458-nucleotide messenger RNA. RefSeq names its product putative sperm motility kinase W. Gene Ontology annotation, molecular function: ATP binding; protein serine/threonine kinase activity. Gene Ontology annotation, cellular component: nucleus; cytoplasm. Gene Ontology annotation, biological process: mitotic DNA damage checkpoint signaling; protein phosphorylation. NCBI's taxonomy places the organism in Eukaryota, Metazoa, Mollusca, Gastropoda, Lepetellida, Haliotidae. The record is from RefSeq and is a predicted model, not a curated record. The transcript has a single exon. Bases 512 to 1357 code for a protein of 281 amino acids.
GUAGGAGCAGAUUAUGUAUGUGAGCGAGCAUGGCUCUGCACUCGAUCUGCGGCUUCCAUACUAUCACAUGUAGGGUUUAUCUAGCUGUGCAGGAGGCAGGAGGAACCUAAUGCCGUUCUGCCGCUUGUCAAGAGGCAUUCACUACUACAGCUCGGUAGGCGUGCCAGGUUUUACAUGUCACUCUGGGUUCGCGAACUCAAUCAGACGUCCAUACGCUGGAGUAUCUCAACCGCUCUGGUGUAGAGAAUUCCAUUCUCAUAGAGGUUUUUUUUUAUUGUUGUUUUUAAAUUUGUCUGGUUUGUGUUUGCCACAUCUGGAUAAAUCGUUGGUUUUUAUGUUCGUGAGAAGCAAAUGUGAUGGUUGUACAAACUUCAAGCAACCUCUUGCAUACAACGAUUGUCAGUGACAUUAGUGCUGGAAGCACAGUUUUCCUGCAACGGAGGGAGCUACAGACGGCUGGCUUAUAAUAUCAGGUUAUGGUAUCUUCCACUGCAGAAUAAGUGAAUCCACCAUGGGAAACAAGGACAAUGAGAUGUGGAUAGAUGCAGUUAAAGAAGAUGGAUAUACCAUUGUAACGGAAAUUGAUUGUGGAGGUUUCAGCACUGUCUUCAAGAUAACAGAGGCGUGUACGGAUGGGACGUUUGCUUUGAAGAAAAUUCAGUCCAGUCGUCCAAUCGAAGAUGACGAAUACAUUUUUAAUGAAAUCCAGUGUUUAUUAAAACUGCGACAUAGGCAUAUUAUACAAAUGAAGAGCCUCGUGUUGACAGUGCAUGUUGCCUGCAUUAUUAUGGAAUAUGCCCCACUGGGCAAUCUGCAACAAUAUGUUAAGGAACAAGACUUGCUGUCUAAUAACCACAUUUUCAAUAUUUUUGGACAGCUCCUUUCCGCAACGGGUUAUUGUCAUUCCUGUCACAUUGCUCAUAGGGAUCUAAAUCCAAGCAACGUCUUACUCAUGAGCAGCACCUUUGUGAAACUUGGUGAUUUCGGACUAGCUUUUGAUUGCAACGACGACGACGGCAGGCCACGUCAGUGUAACGAGUAUUUAGGACAGGGGCCCUACCUGGCCCCGGAAGUGCUUUUAGGAGCUCCUUACGAUCCGAAACGUUCUGAUGUGUGGAGUUUAGGAUGUCUUUUGUUUUUUAUUUGUUUUAGAGACAAACCUUUCACUGGUUCACAGAAAUCCAUUCUCGCGACACAACUGGAGCAGGGAUUGUGUGUACCUGCACUACCGGAGGUUACGAUACAGACGUUGUUUUCCUCAACGAUGGGCAAUAUGUGUUGUGUUGACGUUGGCGAUCGACACACCAUUGACUGUGUCAGCCAACAGUGGCUCAAUUACGAUAUGGAAGAUUCGUGAGAAGUUUUUAUACACUUUUAUAUCAUUAUAUGUAUUUCAGAUGCUCGUUUCCAACAGUGCUACAAACAUACUCUAUAUUUGUAGCUAUAUUUAUAUUAGCUUUACAUUGUUCAUGACGAUUAAUGAAAAGCCAAACGAUUUUAAGGUCUACAUUACAGAUCUUUAAAAAUAUCUGCUAUAUAAUUGAUACCUUAUAUUUUUGCAUUUUCACGUGUUUUCCAUUCUACCUUUGUAUACAUGUCAACGGUAUAUCAAGCUCAAUGCAUGUAAAUCGCAUGUUCCCAAGACUAAUUGUAGAUUAUAUUAAUUGUUUCCAUUUAAUGUAAUUUAGAAUAUCAAGUACAUAUAUGCAUAUAUCUAAUUUUGCAGAAACAAUAUUUUAGAGUUCAUCUUUUAUCUUUGAUUACAAAGAUUAUACUUGAAGCUUAAAUAAUGUGGCUAAAAUAUAAUCAGUACCAGUAAAUUUAUUGUAAAGUAAGGUGCAAAUGACUUUGUAAAGUACAAUGCACACACAUGAAUACCACGUAAUAAUGCUGAAAUUAGUUAAACAAUUGUAUGUAAUAAACAAUUGCUGUGUUAUAGCAUCGUAUCAUACUAAUAUCAGAUAUAGAGAACUGUGAUAAAUUAUUUCAAGAUCAUGAGUAUAUAAUUUAACUAAACAUUCCAAUGUACAAUGUGUAUAUGUUCAAGAGGUAUGGAUAUUAUUAUGUGUGGAGUGACGUAAACAUCAUCAUAAAACAUUAAAUGAGAAAACAUAUGUAAGAACAAUACAUGUAUCAUUACAGUUUAUAGCAUUAUAUAAAUGGGGUGAAUAGUAUUUACCAAGAUUAUUAUUUUGUCCUUUUUGUAAUUAUCAUCCAUAAAUUAAUAAGUAUGCUAAUAAUAAGUAAAUUUGAAUGAGUUGUGACAUAUUUACACCACGAGCCUUAAUUACUAGAUAUCUCAUUCAUACUAACAGAUAUCGAGAAGGCAUACGUUCAGAGAAUGUUGUUCUCACGUGAACAUGACUAAUUUGACGUCUACAUUGUGUAAUGUUGAAAUGUGUUCCCGUGUUGAUGUAUUGUUUACAAUGCAUUCUUUGCAAUAAACGCUGGAAAUGUU